Erigeron canadensis is the source of this 2080-nucleotide messenger RNA. Its product is annotated as coronatine-insensitive protein 1. The record is from RefSeq and is a predicted model, not a curated record. Lineage: Eukaryota; Viridiplantae; Streptophyta; Magnoliopsida; Asterales; Asteraceae. The transcript has 3 exons. Gene Ontology annotation, biological process: SCF-dependent proteasomal ubiquitin-dependent protein catabolic process. Gene Ontology annotation, cellular component: SCF ubiquitin ligase complex. The coding region runs from base 119 to 1873 and encodes 584 amino acids.
AUUUGAACUGUGUUUUGUUUUUUCUUGUUAAUCUGAGCUGGGUUUUUGUUUUCACAUCAUAAAGCAUCAAACUUUACAAUAAAUUUUAUAAAUUUCUAAACUUUUUUUAUAUUCAAGAAUGGAUGAUCGGAGCUACAUAGCAAACCAAAGAAUCCACGGCAUGUCCGACGUGGUAUUCGAGUGUGUAUUAGCAUACAUACACGACUCACGUGACCGGCAGUCAAUAUCUUUGGUCUGCCGGCGAUUAUACGAACUUGAAUCACUUACACGUAAGCACGUGACAAUAGCUUUAUGUUACACAGCUACACCUAAACAACUUUACCGGAGAUUCCCUUAUUUGGAAUCUAUAAAACUGAAAGGAAAGCCACGCGCCGCCAUGUAUAACUUGAUACCGGAAGACUGGGGUGGGUUUGCAACGCCGUGGGUGGAGGAGCUUGGGAAGUCAUUUAGUUGUUUAAAAGCGAUUCACUUUAGAAGAAUGAUUGUUAAAGAUGAAGAUCUUGAAUUAUUGGCGCGUGAGCGUGGUCAACUUCUUCAGAUUCUUAAACUUGAUAAGUGUUCUGGCUUCUCAACUGAUGGCCUUUUGCAUAUUUGUCGAUCUUCCAGGAACCUAAAAAUCUUGUUUUUAGAAGAGAGCCAAGUGAUAGAGAAGGAUGGAGACUGGCUACAUGAGCUUGCUAUGAACAAUACUGUACUCGAAGCGUUAAACUUCUACAUGACAGAUCUUUCACAAGUUAAUUUCAAAGAUCUCGAGCUAAUUGCUGUAAAAUGCAAAUCUUUACUAUCAGUUAAGAUAGGUGAUUGUGAAAUCUUGGACCUUGUUGAUUUUUUCCGCUCUGCUGUUUCCCUUGAAGAAUUUAGUGGUGGUUGCUUUAAUCAUCAAUCUGAACAGUAUGCUUCUUUGGCAUACCCCAAGAAGUUGUGCCGUUUAGGUCUUAAUUACAUGAGCACAAAUGAAAUGCCCAUUGUGUUUCCUUUCGCAUCGCGCCUGAAAAAAUUGGAUCUCCUUUAUGCACUCCUUGACACAGAGGAUCAUUGUCUCUUGCUCCAACGAUGUCCUAAUUUGGAAGUUCUUGAGACAAGAAAUGUGAUCGGAGACCGGGGAAUGGAAGUUCUAGCGCGUUGUUGCAAGAAAAUAAAAAGACUUAGAAUUGAACGAGGAGCUGAUGAACAAGAGAUGGAAGAUGAAGAAGGUGUUGUUUCUCAAAGAGGAUUGACUGCUAUAGCAGAAGGCUGUCUUGAUUUGGAGUACAUUGCUGUGUAUGUAUCUGAUAUCACAAAUGCAGCUCUAGAAUCAGUGGGAAUGAACUUGAAAAAUCUCUGUGAUUUCCGUAUGGUUUUACUGGAUAAAGAAGAGGUUAUUACAGACUUGCCACUUGAUAAUGGAAUCCGAUCUUUACUGAGUGGUUGCCAUAAACUUAGAAGAUUUGCACUCUAUCUUAGACCAGGAGGGCUAACUGAUGUGGGUUUGACUUAUAUUGGUCAACACAGCCAGAAUAUAAGAUGGAUGCUGCUGGGAUACCUUGGGGAGUCUGACACUGGGCUUCUAGGGUUCUCUAGAGGUUGCCCAAGCCUACAAAAACUUGAAGUAAGAGGGUGUUGUUUCAGUGAAAAUGCACUCGCUAUGGCGGUUCUACAGAUGAGGUCUCUAAGGUACUUAUGGGUACAAGGGUUUAGAGGGUCUAAAAGUGGUUUUGAUCUUUUGGCAAUGGCACGCCCGUUUUGGAAUAUUGAAAUAAUUUCCCCAAGAAAGGGUAAUGGUGAAGGUAGAGAGACAGACCAUCCUGCACAUAUACUUGCAUACUACUCUCUUGCUGGACCAAGAACCGAUUACCCCCCUUCUGUUAUCCCUCUCGACCACAUUGCUCAAUAAGGUGUACAUAUAUGUAUUAAAAAGGUCAACUUUUUUCUUGGAAACAUACAAACAGGCUGAGAUAAGUUCCAUGUUUCUUUUGUUCUUUUGUUUGUUGUAUCAUGUAGUUCUAUUGUUAUUGUUAAUAAUGUUUGGUAUUGGUUUCUUUUGUAAGUUUUGGAAUUACUGGCAUUAAAUAAUUUUGUUAUAUUGACAGUUGUACGAUUA